CUGAAGCCUUGUUCCGUUCCGGCAGUCCCGAUUCCCGACUAACCCGAGGCCCCGCCCCAGCAGGCACACACGCUUCCGACCGGCCCUGAGUCUCCGCCCCUCAGUCCCCAGCAACGCCCCCUUCCGGGUCCCGGUUGGUUCCCGGGUCCGCGCUGGCCGGCGCCCUCCAUGUCCCGGUCAUCUGAGACAUGCUGCCUGAUUGCCUGUCCGCCGAGGGCGAGCAGCGCUGCCGGCAGCUGCUAGCUGGGACCACUGCCCGGUUACGCUCGCGGCCUGCGGCGGCCGCAGUGCUCGUGCCGUUGUGCCUGGUGCGCGGUGUCCCAGCGCUGCUCUACACGCUGCGCUCCAGCCGCCUGCGCGGGAGGCACAAGGGGCAAGUCAGUUUCCCAGGCGGUAAGUGUGACCCCGACGACCAAGAUGUAAUACAUACAGCCCUUCGGGAGACUCAAGAGGAGCUGGGUCUAGAAGUGCCCAAGGAGCACGUGUGGGGUGUCUUGCAGCCUGUGUAUGACCCGGCAAAGGCAACUGUAGUCCCUGUGCUUGCCAACGUGGGCCCAUUGGAUCUGCAGAGCCUCAGGCCCAACCCUGAGGAGGUGGAUGAAGUGUUUGAGCUGUCUCUGGCCCACUUGCUGCAGACACAGAACCAGGGGUAUACCCACUUCUGCCAGGGCGGCCACUUCCGCUACACAAUGCCUGUCUUCUUGAAUGGACCACACCGUGUCUGGGGCCUCACAGCUAUCAUCACUGAGUUCACCCUAAAGUUGCUUGCCCCUGACAUCUACCAGCCCUACCUAGUUGUCCCUGAGCUGCCUAGGAGUUGAGGCCUGGCCUUUAAGUGCCUCUGCCUUCGUUUGACCAGGCUACUCCAGAGCUGAUUAAAAGUCUUUGACAACUC
Messenger RNA from Microtus ochrogaster (prairie vole), 895 nucleotides. RefSeq names its product nudix hydrolase 8 (gene Nudt8). Lineage: Eukaryota; Metazoa; Chordata; Mammalia; Rodentia; Cricetidae. The record is from RefSeq and is a predicted model, not a curated record. Gene Ontology annotation, molecular function: coenzyme A diphosphatase activity.